Molecule: messenger RNA, 4673 nt
Organism: Parnassius mnemosyne (clouded apollo)
Lineage: Eukaryota; Metazoa; Arthropoda; Insecta; Lepidoptera; Papilionidae
Source: the annotation of a GenBank genome assembly
GUCAAUUUGUUUGUGUGCGAAAAUGGCGUCUAAGGAAUCGCUGGACCAUGGCCGUUCCGACUCAUACCGUGUCGCCACCGUCGUACCAGUUAAGGACGAUAAUAGAACUGCCGAUGGACAGUACAAGACACGCCGGAAACCCCCUGCGAAAAAGCGGAAACCAGGAGAUUUAGACGACCUAAAACAGGAAUUAGACAUCGAUUAUCAUAAAGUAACUCCCGAGGAACUCUACCAAAGAUUUCAAACACAUCCUGAAAAUGGCCUUAGUCAUGCAAAAGCGAAAGAAAAUCUUGAAAGAGACGGUCCAAACGCACUCACUCCCCCAAAACAGACACCCGAGUGGGUGAAGUUUUGUAAAAAUCUGUUCGGCGGUUUUGCGUUAUUACUGUGGAUUGGUGCUAUUCUGUGCUUUAUCGCAUAUGGAAUUCAGGCGAGUACCGUUGAAGAACCAGCGGAUGACAACUUGUACCUUGGUAUUGUACUAGCGGCUGUGGUUAUCGUUACGGGUAUUUUCUCUUACUACCAGGAAAGCAAAUCAUCUAAGAUCAUGGAAUCAUUCAAAAACAUGGUACCCCAAUUCGCUACUGUUAUCCGUGAAGGUGAAAAGCUGACUCUCCGCGCUGAGGACCUCGUGCUCGGGGAUAUCGUUGAAGUGAAAUUCGGUGACCGAAUCCCAGCUGAUAUCCGUAUCAUCGAGUCCCGCGGAUUCAAAGUAGACAACUCGAGUUUGACCGGCGAAUCGGAACCUCAGUCCCGUGGCCCCGAGUUCACCCAUGAGAAUCCCCUGGAAACCAAGAACUUGGCCUUCUUCUCAACUAACGCUGUUGAGGGCACCGCUAAAGGCAUUGUCAUCUGUUGCGGAGAUAACACGGUGAUGGGACGUAUCGCUGGCCUGGCUUCUGGUCUGGACACAGGAGAAACGCCUAUUGCAAAGGAAAUCCACCACUUCAUCCACUUGAUCACUGGCGUCGCCGUAUUCCUAGGAGUCACGUUCUUCCUUAUCGCCUUCAUCCUCGGCUACCACUGGCUGGAUGCCGUCAUCUUCCUCAUUGGUAUUAUUGUAGCCAACGUACCUGAAGGUCUACUCGCCACCGUGACCGUGUGCUUAACCCUUACGGCUAAAAGAAUGGCGUCGAAGAACUGCCUUGUCAAGAACUUGGAAGCUGUAGAAACCCUCGGAUCCACUUCUACCAUCUGCUCGGACAAGACCGGAACACUGACUCAGAACAGGAUGACUGUCGCCCAUAUGUGGUUCGAUAACCAGAUCAUCGAGGCUGAUACUACGGAAGAUCAGUCUGGAGUACAGUAUGACCGAACUAGCCCUGGCUUCAAGGCUCUCGCUAAGAUCGCCACUCUUUGCAACCGCGCUGAAUUCAAAGGCGGUCAGGAUGGUGUUCCAAUUCUUAAGAAGGAGGUCGCCGGUGACGCUUCUGAAGCUGCUCUACUCAAAUGUAUGGAACUUGCCCUCGGUGACGUCAUGUCGAUCAGGAAGCGUAACAAGAAAGUCUGCGAAAUUCCCUUCAACUCUACCAACAAAUACCAGGUUUCCAUCCACGAGAGUGACGACCCCAGCGAUCCCCGUCAUUUGUUAGUGAUGAAGGGCGCCCCUGAGAGGAUUUUAGAACGUUGCAGCACUAUCUUCAUUGGCGGCAAGGAAAAGGUUUUGGAUGAAGAAAUGAAGGAAGCAUUUAACAACGCGUACCUAGAAUUGGGCGGUCUUGGUGAACGUGUGCUCGGCUUCUGCGACUUGCAACUGCCCUCCGAUAAGUACCCAAUCGGCUACAAGUUCAACACUGACGACCCCAACUUCCCCUUGGACAACCUUCGAUUCGUUGGCCUCAUGAGCAUGAUCGAUCCACCCCGAGCUGCAGUACCCGACGCCGUGGCUAAGUGCCGUUCUGCUGGUAUCAAGGUUAUCAUGGUGACUGGUGACCAUCCCAUCACUGCCAAGGCUAUCGCUAAGUCCGUAGGCAUCAUUUCCGAAGGCAAUGAAACCGUUGAAGAUAUCGCCGCCCGCCUCAAUAUUCCCGUGUCCGAAGUGAACCCACGCGAAGCCAAAGCCGCCGUCGUCCACGGAACUGAACUCAGGGAUAUAAACUCUGAUCAACUUGACGAGAUUCUCAAGUUCCACACGGAGAUUGUGUUCGCCCGUACCUCCCCUCAACAGAAACUGAUCAUUGUGGAAGGAUGCCAGCGUCUCGGCGCCAUCGUGGCCGUGACUGGUGAUGGUGUUAACGAUUCGCCCGCUCUCAAGAAGGCCGAUAUUGGUGUUGCUAUGGGUAUCGCCGGUUCUGAUGUGUCCAAGCAAGCCGCUGACAUGAUCUUGCUUGACGACAACUUCGCUUCGAUCGUAACUGGCGUGGAAGAAGGCCGCCUGAUCUUCGACAACCUCAAGAAGUCCAUCGCCUACACUCUGACCUCCAAUAUUCCCGAGAUUUCGCCUUUCCUUGCUUUCAUCCUUUGCGACAUUCCCCUACCUCUCGGCACCGUUACAAUCCUUUGCAUCGAUCUUGGAACUGACAUGGUGCCCGCCAUUUCCCUGGCUUACGAGGAGGCCGAAUCUGACAUUAUGAAGCGACAGCCGCGUAAUCCUUUCACAGAUAAACUCGUUAACGAGAGGCUGAUAUCGAUGGCGUAUGGCCAAAUCGGUAUGAUCCAAGCCGCCGCCGGUUUCUUCGUGUACUUCGUGAUUAUGGCUGAGAACGGAUUCCUGCCAACGAAACUGUUCGGUAUCAGGAAACAGUGGGACUCGAAGGCCAUCAACGACUUGACCGACUCCUAUGGACAGGAAUGGACAUACCGUGACCGCAAAGCCCUUGAAUACACCUGCCACACUGCUUUCUUCGUGUCCAUCGUCGUGGUACAAUGGGCUGACUUGAUAAUCUGCAAGACGCGCCGCAACUCCAUCGUACACCAGGGAAUGCGUAACUGGGCUCUCAACUUUGGUCUCAUCUUUGAAACUGCGCUUGCUGCUUUCCUGUCUUACACUCCUGGCAUGGACAAGGGUCUGCGGAUGUAUCCCCUCAAGUUCGUCUGGUGGUUGCCCGCAAUUCCUUUCAUGCUGUCGAUCUUCAUCUACGACGAGAUCCGACGCUUCUACCUGCGCCGCAACCCGGGAGGCUGGCUCGAACAAGAGACUUACUACUAAGCCGCACCGACCACUGUCCACACCGUUAUCACUGCGUACAUGCGUUCAUUUGUGUUCUUACAACAGAGUGCCGGAGGUUGCGGUGCCACUACAUGUGUAAUCGCUGUCGCGUGCGCUUCUCACCGCUUGUUACCGCAUGCAACGGGCCGCCGUCACUCCGCGUGACGCGUGACGCGUGACAUGUACAACACUUAUUGUUUUACGAACUAUAUGUAUAUAUGCACAGUGGAGAGUUUGAUAUUUGUGAUGACAUAAAACAAAUAAACACGUAUAAUUUCAUAUUGUGGAUCAUGUUAUUUUUGUAUUGAGAUCGUUUUUAAUAUUUCAAUUGUGUAAUGAAUCUCGCGUUAUCGCCCUUGACGGUCGGCGCGGCGCGGCGAGCGGCCGACUCGAAACCAUUCACUUCGCCCUCAAUAUAAACUUAUAAGAUAGAAUUAAAUUAACUAAUGAAAUUGUUUUUCACAUACUUAUAUGAUAAGUAAUAAAAUAUCGUUUAGCCAGUAGAUCAUCGUUCGCCAUACGAGUGGGCAGGAGUUCGACGCCCGCCGCGCCCUGAGCUCGGCGGCCAACGAAAAGCAUUUGUUGUAAAAUUACAGUUAAGAAGCCAUUAUUAUUAUUUAAGUGGAAAUUAGAUUAAGUUGAAUUUUUCGAGUGGAUAAUGUUUAGUUGACGAUUCGGUCGGGUGCAUGACGUAUGAGAGGUCGAUGUGGAGUGCCUGAGUCUUAGUGUACUACCGCUUACUGUUAGGUAGGUAGUUGAAAUUUUGAUGCCGUAUUUUGAAUUGUAAACGUAGAUAAAAAUAAAGCAUUACACCGUCGCGAGCGCUUCGGGCCCCGCUCGAACUUCACAAGCACUGCCGUCGACUGUCGUCGCUCUACUCGCGUCAUCGCGCGACGCUUUUCCUUUUCUAAAAAUAAUCACAUUACUAGAUUUUGUCAAACUUAUAAAAUAGGCUGCUCAUGGUAACUACGUAAGAUUUUAUUUCUUAAUUAAAUGAUAAUAAAUAAAACGUAGGGAUGCGUAAUUAGAAAUUUUUAAAAUUAUACAGUUAUGAAUUAUAAUAGAGUCAUCUUGUUUUGCUCGCGCCUGGGCCCUUCCAGGAACGCGAGCGUCGAGGACGCGCGGGGCCGCAGCCCGCUGGAGGGGCCCGGCGGGACAGUCGAUUUCAAGUUUUCGUAACGAAUACAUAUAACAUUAUAAUAAUGGUUACAAAAUAAAGUUUAACAUUAUAGCGACUAAUAAAUCUAAAUUAUAUGAAAUGUUUAUAGAUUUAAAUGAUGUUUGUUUCUUUAGGGUGACCUCCUGUGCUUGUUUGAUGAUGUAACGUUGUCCAUCUCAUUGACAAUAGUCGUUGAUCAUGAUAUUAUUGUGACGAUGGGAUAUUUGUAAGCUGUUUGUUUGACGUACACUGUAGGACUAACAUUGUUUUGCGUUCAACAGUUCUUUACACCAAUUCAUUUUAUAGUAUUACUCUGUUGGCUAGGAGCGCUGUAAAAAUGUAAGUGUUAAUAAAAAAAACAUUUUC